This is a messenger RNA of Closterium sp. NIES-67, 4577 nucleotides long. Lineage: Eukaryota; Viridiplantae; Streptophyta; Zygnematophyceae; Desmidiales; Closteriaceae. The record is from the annotation of a GenBank genome assembly.
UCUGCCUCAUGCAGUGUGGUUGGUCAGUCCAUGCUCUAAUAUUCGUGUCGCUGGCCGUUCGUCAUAAACAUUCUCCUGCAGUCACAGCACGCCCAAAGUUUCGAAACCGCAUUAAAAUAUUGCUGCAAUAGAGUAGGACGGUCCGCUCUCGUCCGCGACACCAUUUUCUUUUCUCCCCCGCUGUGCGUUUCAAAUGACCUAGUACUGUAGUGCUGUUUCUCCGGCCCCCUCGCACCGCAAACCUCUCCCUCCCUGCCACGCUACUAAAUGCUCCCAUUUUUCGCGUUAAUUAGUACAGCUUAUUGCAAUGGGUUUGUUCUGAGCGACAAUGAAGUUGCCGGACGUCAAACUAGUAUUAACUCCUUUCAGCCGUACUAUACCGUAAAGUCGACUGACUAAGACCCACGCAUUGGCUCAAGGCUUGUGUGAGACCCAUAGAAAUAGUUUCUCGUCUAUCGCGUCUCACUAUGUAGUUUAGUUUCUACAAGAGCCACCUGCUCAGACUCGUCAGCGGCGCGGCUGCGGCGGCGGGGGAAGCCGCGGCCCGGUAUCCCUAGUUACCAUGACGGCGCACCGCAAGGGGACCUCCGCGCGCCCUUCCGCCACUCUCCGGGGAAGCGCGGGCGGCGGAGGGGGCUCCGCGGGGGCGGGCCUGUGCGCUGCCGCUGAUGUCGCUCCGUCUGGGGCUACUGGCGCGCCUAAUAGUGGUGGCUCCGCUAAUGGCGGCGGUAAUGUCGGAGGGAGCAGUAGCAACAGUGGCAAUGCGGGUGGUGGUGGUGGUGGUGGGAGCAGCGGUGGUGUUUCUGGGUCUGCUAUUGGGACCGGAACUGGGAAGGGGAGAUGGAGUGUGUGCCAGCAGUUGCCAGUGAUUUUACUGACUGCUACUAAUAUGAUCAUCAUUGGCAUGCUGUACAGCGACAUCUCCCACCAUCACUCCGACGACUCCAUCUACCCCGACACAGGCGUCGCCACACCAGCAUCAUUCUCCUCCCACUCCCACCCGCACUCACGCCACCUGACCCCGCGGCACAGGCUGCAAGAAGGCGGACUAGACGUGGAGGACAGAGGGAGCUUGCAAGAAAAGGAUAGUGAGAGCUCGCGUGAAACGAGGGGCGGCAGAGGGCGAGGAAAGAGGCUGGGGCCUGGCGAUGCUGAUGUGGAGGGACAGGCGUUGGAUCUAGAGGGAGAUGUAGAUCGAGAUCGAUCCGACGGCUGGGGUGAUGAGGGGGAAGGGGGUAUUGGGGGGAAGGAGGGGAGGAGCAAGAGGCGGAAGAGGCGGAAGAGAAGGAAGAGGGAAAGGCAAGAAGGGCGAAGCGAGGACAGAAGGGGCGACAAUGGGAGUGAGCUUGAAGGAGGAGGUGACGGUUCAGGUGAUAGUCCAGGGUCAGACUUCGGAGGGAAUGACUGGGUUGAAAGGCAAAGAGCCAGGAGAAAAGGAAGAAGACGGAGAGGUGAGGGAGAGGGGGGAGAGAUGGAAGAUGAGGGAGCAAGAGAGGGGGUUGAGAGAGAAAGAGAGGGAGUAGGGGAAGGAGGAGGGAGGAGUGAAAUGGAUAUUGAUGGGGAGACCGGGCGAACGAAGGAAAGGGGCGGGGAGGGGGAGAGAGAAGGGGAGGUAGGCGGAAAGAGAGGGGGAGGUAGAGAAGGAAGCAGAAAAGGCAGCAAAGAAUGGGAAAGAGAGAAUGUGGGAGUUGGAAGUGAGAGGAUAUGGGAGCAAGGAAAAGGCCAGAGCUUAAGCGGAGGACCAGGAGGAGCGAGAGGGGCGCGAGUGGCGGCUGGUGGAAGCACGCAAGGGGAGGAGGUGAGGGACGGAGGUAUCAGUGGUGGAAUCAGACAAGUCGUAGAGCAACAGAGGGAGCAGCAGCAGAGAUUACCGCCGCAGGAGAGAGCGAAGCAGCAGCAGAAGGAGAAGCAGCUGAUUGGGGAGGAUCAGACGCAAGAGCCGCAGAAGGAGCAGAGGCAGCAGCAGAAGCGGGAGUGGGGGGCUGGGAGCGAAGGGACGCAGUCCAGGGGAUUCAACAAGGGAGGGGUUGGAAUGGACAGGUCUUCCUCUUCCUCUUCCUCUUCCUCUUCCUCUUCCUCUUCCUCUUCCUCUUCCUCUUCCACUUCCACUUUCUCUUCCUCUUCCCCACUGCUCUUAAGCCCCUCUGUCUCUCUGCCUUCCCACUCUCCUCCCACACUCCCUCCUGCUCCUCAUCCCCCCCUUCCAUCCCUCACUACGAAAUUCCCCUCUCCCCCAACCCCAACUCUUCCCUCUCCACGUGCCUCCUCCCUGCCUCUUCACACUCCAUCAAUCUCCCCUCGUCCUCCUUCCUCUUCCCCCCACUCUUUAGCUCGCUCGCCUCCCCUUUUAGUCACACCACCCUCGUCAAGCGCCCAAUCAGCUAAGGCCCAAUCAGCCAGGCCUCCAUCCCUACUUUUCCCUUCUAUGGACAAGAGAAGCCAGGGACAGACGCAGCGGCAACAGAAGGAGCAGCAGCAAGCGCAGCGGCAACAACAGGCAGCUUCGCAGCAGCAGCAGCAGGGGAAGCAGCAGGGGAAGCAGCAGGGGAAGCAGGGGAAGAAACAGCAGCAACAGCAGCAAGAGCAACGGCAGCCGCAACAGGAGAAGAAAAAGAGGAAGCAAUCGCAACAGCAGAGGCGGAAACGUCAGGAGAAGAACCACGAGAAUGGGCAGCAGAUGCUGCCACAACAGGAGCAGGUUUCUCAGAAGCAGCGGAAACAAAACCGCCAGCAAAAGCUGCAGCAGCAGCAGAAGCAGCGAGAACAGCAGGAGCAGCAGCAGCAAGGGGGCAGCAAGGGAGCAGGAGGAUUGACGGAUCUUGCAUGGGCUAAAGGUGACUUUGUGCUGUUCAGCGGCUACCGUGCCUCCAUGGAUUCCUUUGUAGCCAUCGGAUUGCACCGCCAGGGCAACACCACCACCUUCACCGCCCAAUCAUGCGAGUGGGUGGACAAGGCUGGAAAGAGGCACCCAGGACGAGUCAUGGUCAAGCGCCCGUCCCAGCCGCACCCACCAAAACACCUGCAAUCAGCCGCUGCUGGUACUGCUGCCACUGCUGCUGCCACCACUCCUGGGAAAUCCCCAGCAGCAGGGGGAUCAACGGGAGGAGCAGCAGCAGGGGCAGCAGCGAGGGGGGGCAGUGGGGGCAGUGGGGCCGGGGGCGGGGUUGGAGGGGGAGCAGAGACGGUGGUACUGGUUUGCAUGUUGCAGGAGGAGACGAGUCUGCGCACGGGGGGCCAGCUGCACAUGGUGGUGAAUGGCGCUGACGUGCUGGUGUACGAGGAGGAAGGGAAUCCUGGGUACCACCACCGAUUCGCUGACGAGGAGACGUUGAUCUACAACCUCAUGUACUGCAGCACGCCCAUCCACGUGGCCGUGCACGCUGCCAGAUUCGCUCAGUGGCUCAACUUCCACCGCACCAUGCACCACGUGGACUAUUUCCAGCUGUACGAUGCGGGCGGCAUAGAGGAGCGGCUGCUGCAGCAGCUGGCGCCCGCCAUAGAGGCGCGCGCCGUGGCUGUCAUGGACAUGCGGGGAGUAGCAGGGCUCGAUGGGGUGGCGCAUGGGCAGCUCUUGGCGUUUCACGACUGCCUGUACUUCGCCCGCAGUGCAGCGCGCUGGGCGCUCUUCCUGCACCCUGACGAGUACCUGCUCGUGCUGCGCCCCCCGCACUCCAUCACGCCCCUGCUCGCACUGCACCAGCAAUCUUCACACAUCACCUUUGGCGCCUUCCGUUUCCUCACCGGCACAUGCCCUCGCACCUCUCAAGCCAACCCUCUCGCCCUGCCCACCCACACGCAAGGCCCAGAGCAGAAGCAGGGGCAGGGGCAGGGGAAGCGAGGCGGAUCAGCAGGAGGUGUGGCAGCAGCAGGGGGAGCUGCGGGAGAGGGGCAAAGGGGGGAGGGAUGGGCAGUGGAGGGAAUGAGGUGGAGGGAGGCGGAACCAGCAUGCAAGAACACAACACUGUACCCUGACAGGAGCAUGUGCCUCGAGGGGGUGGGGCAACGGAAGUUUGUGGUCGACCCAAGGCGAAUACACAUGCUGACUGUGCACAAGGUGCUGGAGCCCCGGGCAGGGGAGGUGAACCUGCCCACCACAGCAGUGCACAUCAGCCACUUCCCUAGCCUCACUUCGCGCCACCUGCGUCCCUGUGCCAACACGCUCUCCCCAGAGGACGUUUCCGCACGCCUUCUGGUCCUUGAUGGCUCGGUUGCUGACUUGGCGCGGACGGUUCGGUCGGCUGCAGAGUCUGUGGCUGCUGCUGCUGCUGCUGCUGAUGGUGGCGGUGGUGGUGGUGCUGCUGCUGCUGCUGCAGCUGCCAGGUGAACAAGGUUCAGGGUUAUGUGAUCCUAAGCCCUAGGCGCCUGAAACCUUGAUUCCUCCCAGUAGCUAAAAUUCAAAUACGUUUUUGGGUUAGUUUCUCAAAUGGAAAUACCCGUUUGUGCCAUUCCAAAACCUUGAUUUGAUAAGUGACCACUGAGGUGUACUGCGGGGUAAUGGUUAGCCCUAUUCACACUAUGCCGGAUCACAGUGUCUUGCACCAAGCUGAACAUGCCAGCCAUAAACCAUCACAUUGUCA